This is a messenger RNA of Owenia fusiformis, 3267 nucleotides long. The record is from the annotation of a GenBank genome assembly. NCBI's taxonomy places the organism in Eukaryota, Metazoa, Annelida, Polychaeta, Sabellida, Oweniidae.
GUUGAGAUUCAGGAGUGUUACUUCAUGAAGUCCCAUCUGAACCCAUUAAUGCUACAACAUCAGUUGAUGAAGCACCAAGGAAAUAAAGGCUUCAACCUGGCCAACUAUAACAUUCAAUCAGAUGUGAAUCUAUGUAUUGACUCAAGCAAGAAUAACAAUAUGACAGUGGACCAUCAGAACUUCCCUCUAAAAGUGGUGCUGCCACCUUUAAAGGACCCAAAUAGGGACAUGAAGAUCCUGACUAUAGACCAGGGGAGUGAAGGAGACUCUGUGGUGAAACCUCCUCUUACAGACACUACAACAUCCCUCAAUGUAGAGGAGUUUGAAUGUGGCGUAAGUGUAGAAGGCUCUGAGAAACAAGAAUGGUCAUUCACACUCUAUGACUUUGAUGGCUGUGGCAAGAUUACUAAAGAGGACCUGGCUAGUCUACUGAAGUCACUCUAUGACGCUGUAGGAUCAUCUAUAAAACUGCCUCAAACUGGCACAAAAACUCUGAAACUGAGACUCACAGUUGCCCCAGAUGGCACUGGUGUCAACCAAUCAAAAGCAUUGGAUGGUACACCAGAUACGAAAAAAGCUCUCGUGAAAAAAGACAUUAAAUCAACUCCAAAUGAGGAGAAAAUAAACAAUGUUCAUAAAGGUACCAAAUUAGAAUUCUCCAAAAGAAACAAUGUUCAACCUGAGGGUGGCUUAUGCAAGAAAACAUUGAAUAAAGAUUCAAAAGCUAUGAACAAAGAUGGUAAAAUCCUCAAUAAAGACUGUAAAACCCCAAAUAAGCCGGUGAACAGGCCAGGAAAACCAGUGACUAAGGACACUAGAGAUGGUCAUAUUGAACAUAGAACAGUAAACAAAGACUAUAAGAAUAUGACCAACUCUAAGACAAUUAACAAAGGUGCUGCAGCUGUUGAUGCAUCAGCAGCUGUAGAAGGAACAGCUGCAGUUGGAGCAGCUGUUGAUGGAAUUCAAACGGUUGAUGGAUUAGAUGGCAAACAUCUGGCAGAUCUAAUACAGAGGAAUAUGGAGAGACACCAGGCACGGACUGCACACAGAAGAAGACAUCAAACUGAAGGUGAUACAUCAAGACACCACAGAAGACAUCAUCGCCAUAGCUCCCGCAAUUCAACCAAUCAUAGUGUCCCUAACAAUACAACAGCCAAUCAAACAUCAGCUGUCAAUAGACGCUUGGUUAAUCACCAAGAGAACUUAGACAGACGCAGUUAUUAUUUAGAUCUUGCAGGAAUCGAACAUGACUCAAAACUUCCUUAUCAACCAACAGAGCACACUACGCACAGAUCACAUCAUGGACAUAGCAAGUCUCGCAAAAGAGCAUCAAAGAUAGAUUCUUUUCACAACGAGGUUUCUAAGUCACCAAACAACAUCCAAAAUGAUGAAGAAGGAACCCGGAAACGCAGUGCUAGUUCCAGGGGCCGCUUUAAGUAUUCAGUUAAAUGUGCAGUAGAGCGUGAACCUGAAAGUCGUUCUCGCUCUUUUGAUUGUCAUCGACAUCAGCCAGUUGCUAUGGGAACCCCAGACUCACCCAGGCAGGAAACAAAGCAGCAGCAUCAUCAUAUGUCCCCCAGGGCAUAUAGAGACACCACAAGUGCUAGUCCAUGCGAUCCAAAUACCUCAUCCCCUAAACAUAGUAACCGCCAUCGUCCCUUAAGUCUUCAUAUUCCCGAACAGGAAGUGACAUCAUACAGGCGCCAUCAAAGGCAACGGGAAGAUCGCCAUCUAGCCAUGCAGCAAGUAGCAGAGUGGAUUGAGAAGGAACAUGUCAUUGGCCCAGAAGAGGAAGUGGUGCCAUCUAAUGUUGUGGUUCAGCGUCAUGAGCACCACCACAUUCACGAACACCAUCACCACCAUCAUUAUCACCACUACUACGAGACUUAAACCAGAAGUAAUACUUUCAAUUCAACACAGAUUCAAAGAUUAUUUACUGAAGUCUAUGAACUGGGAGAUCACCUUCAGAGAAUUAUGUUGUGCCUUCGCGAGACUUAAAUUUCCUGCAAACCACAAAAUAUGUACGAUUAGCAAUGCAAAGGGUCAAAUAGCUAUGCAUCUGUGUACAAUAAAGGAUGCAAAGGGUCAAAUAGCGAUAAGUUUCACGAAAAAAACAACAUAUUAUUGUAACCUGACUGGUGUUUAAGCCACACAACAAGAUGUUAUAUCAGGAUGUGAAUGGUGCUGCUAUAGAAAAUAAUUGCAUUUUUAUAAUCAAUUAUCAUAUCAUAAAAUGUUAGUUGACUGUUUGCCUAUCAUUAAGGUGGGUUCAGUCGGAUGACUUUUGGAGAAGAUAAUCUAUUUCACUUGGUCCACCUGAAGUCUUUUUAAUCUUCAUAUUAAUUUAUUGACUGUGUUUGGAAUGUAUAAGCAUUAGAAGUUUACAUGUACAUGUUGAAGCUGAACAUUUCAGAAACUAUGUGCCGGCAAUUACCAGUUUAACUUAAGACUGGAUAAUCAGAUAAUAACAGGCUUGUUUUGAUUUUAGAUUUUCCCCGUCAUUGAAAUUUUCUUUGUAGCAUUGUUUAAGGUGGUAAGAGUGGAAUAACCUUUAUGUCUAUGUGUAUGUGUUACCAGAAAGGACAUUUUAAAUUACGAAGUCCAUUCUGCUUGACCUUCCUUAAGAUUGGCAGUUGUUUUACCUCAAUGUAAAAUUGAGAUGAGAGUUGAUAUUAUACAGUGUACAUACUACUUUUUAAGAUAUACAUAUCAAUGCGUCAAUAUCUUAAAUAUUGUGAGAUAUAACUUUUAUUUUAUGGCUUUAUAUAAACUGAAAAGUGAUGACCUUAAUUGGUGAUAACCUUAUUUGGUGAUGACCUUAUUUGGUUAUGCCCUUAUUUGUUCAUUUAAUUGAUGGUCAUAUUUGGUCAAUACAGCUGUUAUGUGGAGUUAAUAAUGUUGUUUUGUGUAUUUAUAUUUUAUCCUAAAUAAUCACUAUGCUGUAAUUCAUAUCUUUAUAAACUGAUAUUUUAAAGUUCCUGGGUUUUACACUUAUUUACAAAAUAUAAUAGGUAGCUAUAUCCAUGAUUGGAAGGUUUAUUGAAAAUUGUUUUUUUUAUAAUUCUCAUAUAUUGUAUUUCUAGAAGAAUAGAAAGUUGAUAUUUAAUUAUAGAAUCAUAAAAUAUUCUUACAUGAUGUGAUGUUGAAGUAAUUACUGCAGGACAUUUGAUUCUGAUAUGGUCAUUAAUUUCAUAGUCUUGCUUCAAGACCCUAAACCCCCCUCGCUUUACCUACUUCAUCAACAAGUCUGGUGUGUUGAUAUCGUAA